This is a messenger RNA of Drosophila innubila, 784 nucleotides long. RefSeq names its product ATP synthase subunit s, mitochondrial. The transcript is spliced from 2 exons. The record is from RefSeq and is a predicted model, not a curated record. Bases 52 to 684 code for a protein of 210 amino acids. NCBI's taxonomy places the organism in Eukaryota, Metazoa, Arthropoda, Insecta, Diptera, Drosophilidae.
AAGGAACAAGAAGAGUUGUUUAUAAAAACAACGGAAAAUUGCACACAGGCAAUGGCGUUAUUAAAUACAAUUUCAAGAUCAAUGUCAAUGUCGAAAUGUCUAGUCCAAGGCGCUGUUUAUAAUGUGCAUAAGAACUACGUCGUAUGUGCUCCACCAGUGCGAAAGAUAUGGGGCUAUGUGGCGGUCGCCUUCAAUCAAGUGGAUGCAGAUCGGCUGGCCAAAGUCGGUCCAAAUCGCCUCUGUGCCGAGUGGGUGAUUAAGAACGGAGGUGGCGUCCGUUUGACCGAUUAUCCAUCCAAACUGUGGAAGGACUAUAAUCUUUUGCCAUCAGAGGGAACCAAAUUUCAUAUCAAAGUUGUAGACGCCUCAAAUGCAUCGGUGAUGAAAAUUGGACUGGAACACUUUAAAGGUUGUACAAAAAUCGACACUGUCAUUUUUCACAAUUGUAAGCAUCUAGAGGGUGAUGGUCUUGUCGGUCUUACCCAUUUAAGAGAUUCCCUGACGACCCUUCAGAUCUCCGGUUGUUACAAUAUGUACGACAACGAUCUGGAUGUCAUCGGCGAGCUGUCGAAUCUCAAGCAGUUGAUCAUAUUCGAUAUGAACUAUGUCCAAAACAUGGAUCAAGUGGCUGCGAAUCUGAGGGCUCGUCUGCCAAAUUGUGAAAUGCUGUUUAAUAAGCAGUAGUUAAGUACAACAUAAUAUGGAUAUUUGUAUGUGAUUUGUUGUUAACACAGGAGUAUUUGUUUUCAGGAAUAAAUGAGAUAUUAACGCCUUGAAAUUGAAA